GGUCCUGUAGUGGCCAAAGGACGUAGUGUUUCCUUUUUGGGACAAACUCGUUCCCCGUAAAGAGGACAUAAAGUGUUGCUGUAGCAGAGCCAGCGGCUCCCACUCAUCAGCACAGUCCGAAACUGAAAAACGUGAUAGUGCUCUUUUAUUGUCUUAUGAAGACACUCAUUCCCGCUGGUUUCAGUCCCUGCUGUGGUCCAUGUCGAAGUUUCAUCGACUGACAUAUUACACUGUGUGUGGAUAAGGACGUCGACUUCAUAUAAUGAAGUUCCACGAGGCACAGAUUGUUCUCAGGAGUUUAACGUCACCUCCUGCCCAAGGUCAGCUUAAUUACCGGAAGCUGGAAUAACAAUCGAAGAUGACGUCUCAGGAGAACUUUUCAUCUACUCGUUAAAUGCAUGAUGCUAAUAUUUAAAGUUAAAAAUGUGGCUGUCUGGACUGCGUCCUCAAAACUCUCUCUCUCUCUCUCUCUCUCUCUCUCUCUCUUUCUCUCUCUCUCUCUUACCCUGUGUUUGUGUGUGUGUGUUUGUCAGUACAUGACCUUCACAUAAAACAAGUAUUCAGCGACUCCCAAUCGUCAGGUGUCUUGUCAGUUUUACCCUGCUCACCCACUCACCCACUCACUCACCCAUCUACACAGUUUGACAUUCGUCUGUCAGACAUCAGUGGUUGUAAAGACACUCCCUUGGUGAUAAAAACCAUCAUGAUUAUAAGUUCACUCCUUAAAGACUGCACUUGUCCUCCAGUGUCAUUCUAUCAAAGGCAAAUUUACACUAUAAUGUACUCACAUUCACAUACUUCAUGGGUCAAAGAGCGUCCCGUGGAACUGUGGCAUUAGAACGUAUGACAGAAUACAAUGGGUUUACAUGUGUUUAUCUAACUGAAAUGUAUUUAAUAACUUCAUAUUUAAUCAGUGACUUUAAUAGUUGUGUUGGAAACUUUUAUUAUUUUUUACAUUUAAUUACACUUAACUUUUAUCAUGCUGUAUAUAACUGUAUCUCUGUAUUUCAGAAUGGGAUUUCCCACAAAACAAAUCUUCAGAAGUUAAUCACUUUCCCUGGAUGUUGCAAGGACACGUCCUGAACUCAGCUCAUUCCUCAUCCUGCCACACAGAGUUGGGGACAGUGUGGAGACAUUUGGAGACAGGACACAAUAUGAGAAUGCACAGAGAAGAGGCGGAGUGAAGGAUGUGCUGCUAGACACCACACUAUCCUUCUAGACAGAAGGUGCAGUGAGGACGGUACAAAAACUCCAAACAGAAGAACUCGGACCUCACACAACAUGACCAGCCUUUUCCCUCACCCAUGGUAAUCAACACUGACAUCCACCACACAUCAGUGUGUGUGUGUGUGUGUGUGUGCAUACCAGACUGCGUUGAGGAUAUCUAGGGAGCGUCUGGCCUUCUCUUCAGUCUAGAGAGGCGUGUCGUGUUCACCCCUCGUGUUCCGGAUGCAGAACAUCCUCGAACAAAACUUAGACAUGGCCACGGCUCUACUCGCUGGCGAAAAGCUGAAGGAGUUGAUCCUGCCAGGCUCCUCCCAGGAUGAGAAGGGUGGAGUGCUGGCCAGCCUCAUGGUACAGCUAAAACUGGAGCUGCCCUUCGAUCGCGUUGUUACUAUAGGCACUGUCAUCAUCCCCAUCCUGCUGGUCACUCUCGUCUUUACCAGGAACUUUGCAGAGGAGUCUAUAUACUGCUACACACCACACAACUUCACCAGAGACCAGGCGCUGUACGCAAGAGGCUACUGCUGGACAGAGCUGCGUGAUGCAGCUUCUGGUGUGGAACCUCAACUCUGGCCUUCACUGUUUGAACACAAGUUUCUGCCCUACGCCCUGCUGGCCUUCGCUGGCAUCAUGUACGUUCCGGCGUUGGGCUGGGAGUUCCUGGCCUCCACACGCCUCACUUCUGAGCUCAACUUCCUGCUUCAAGAGAUUGACAACUGUUACCAUCGAGCUGCUGAGGGCAGGGCCCCAAAAAUUGAGAAGCAGAUUCAGUCCAAAGGCCCAGGCAUAACUGAGAGGGAGAGGAGAGAGAUCAUAGAAAACGCAGAGAAGGAGAAAAGUCCGGAGCAGAACUUAUUUGAGAAGUACUUAGAGAGACGAGGCCAAAGUAACUUUUUGGCUAAGCUGUACCUUGGCCGUCAUUUAGCCAUAAUCUGCCUCAGUUCAAUCCCCAUUUCCUACCUGAGCGCCUACUACGCCCGUCAGAGACAGAACGAGUUCACCUGUGCCCUGGGUGAGCCACCGGACACCAGCAGCUAUCCAGAGCUGAAGCUCAGGGUCAACUGUAAGCUGCCAGCUGUGCAGCUGCAGCGCAUCAUGGCGGCGGUGGACAUCGCUCUGCUCUGCAGCGUGAACCUGAUCAUUCUCGUCAAUUUGCUGCAUUUGUUUGUUGUGCGCAAGUCCAACUUUGUAUUUGACAAACUGCACAAAGUCGGCAUCAAGACACGUAAGAGCUGGCAGAAGUCACAGUUCUGUGACAUUAACAUUCUUGCUAUGUUCUGCAAUGAGAACCGGGACCACAUAAAAUCACUCAACAGACUAGACUUCAUUACCAAUGAAAGUGACCUUAUGUACGACAAUGUGGUCAGACAGCUCUUGGCUGCACUUGCCCAGUCCAACCAUGAUUGCACACCCACGGUCAGAGACUGUGGGAUGCAAACAAUUGAUCCUAACAUGGAUCCCUCUGACCUGGCAGUAGGAGAGAUUGCCGGGGAGCCACUCGUUAUCAAAAGACCUCGCAAGAAGAUCAAAUGGAUCACUGGUUCAAAUCCUCUUCCCCAGUCAUUCAAGGAACCCCUCAUUCUGACACGGAUGGAGAACAAUACCAAAACUGAAAAACCCAAACCACUCAGACGGAAGACGGUGGCAGACAGCUUAAUUGCACCCCUUCUGGACAACAAGAGUACACAACAGGCAUCAGCAAAAGAUCUGAGUGCAGUGGAAAAGAAGCACGCACGCAACUUCUCCCUGGAUGUCCACCCGUACAUGCUGACCAUUCGUAAGCCCAAGGUGGAGACCACGACCACACAGCCUUUAGUCUCAGAGCACAAUAUGGAUGCUGUGUACCUUGAAGGAGCACACACAAUUGUUCAUGUGUCUGGUGCAAUCACAGAAACUAAAGUGUGCUCUCCAGAAUCAACCAGCACUUCCUUUUCUACUGUGACGCUGCCCACCACCACAUAUGUAAAUGGAAUGAGUCCAAACCCGCCGUCCAGUGAGGAUGCACUCAGUCCCAAAUCCUCUCCUCCGCCCAUAGAGCACCUGGCCCAGGGAGAAAACCCUGAGUCCCACACACCACCUCCACUUCUGACCAGAGCACCGACACACCAGCUGCUCAGUAUACAUCACACUCUCUUUGAGGAAGACGAAGACGAAGAAAACCGUAGAGACAGGCUGUCAGAGAGAGCCGGCGAGCUCAUUGCUGCAGGGGAAUGUUAAAAUGCUGACUGAGAAUUGUCACCUGGACAUUUGACACCUUACAGCAUGUCAGUACUUUAUUCACAUGCAAGGCCAUCGCCACUCAUUUCAGUUGACACACUUCUGCAAUGGGUGAAUUACGUGGAUUGAUAAGCAGAAAUGUGACGGUCGAUGCCACUCGUCAGAAACAGCAUUUAGAAAGCUCAAAUGAUUUACAGAGGACAACGCAGGACGGAACGGUGCGUUGUUGGUGAAACAGGAGUAUUGUUGUGGGAAAUGAUGUCACCUCUAUGUCUCAGGAUGAUGACGCACAGCUAAUCACCCUCCAAUGAAACCAGCAGUGAUAUUAUUCAACAGGGUGCUACAGUGCAGGGUCAAACAAGGUUUAAAGGAAGGAUUAACAGCAAUGACCAACAUGUGUGCUUUCCUUGUCAAUAACAGUCAUUUUAGAGUUGCAUAUUUUCAAUACAGUCAACAUAGUUCCACACAAAUAGUAAGAGAAAUCCCUUUAUUAAUCUGGUAGGAAAGUAGCUGGAUCAAUACAGUUUUUAGAUCUGCACAAUUUUUAUGCAAACAAUCACAAUAUAUUUGUGGCAAUAAUGUAUGCGCUUUCAUUACACGUUUCAUAGAACACCACAUGUGUUGCACACAGAACAUGGCUCUGUGUUUGUGGAGUGGUUACCACUCACUGCUCUUUCAUUGCCAUCUCACACGUCAUGAUGUACGGAUGUACUCGGAUGUUGACGAACUUUGCUAACUGUUAUUAGUAUUAGAUCAUUAGAUCAACGGCAGUGGAGCGUCGGGCGGCAAUGUGAAAAUUCAGUAUUGUCAAACACCAGUUAGAGAUAGGUUGUGUGUGUGUUUUCGUCUUCAUAAAAUAUUUUUAUAAUUACUGCUGUGAUAUUUGGAGCUGGACUCACGGGUACAUUUUGUAUGGGUACGGCUAAAAAGAAAAGAAAGAACAAUUAGAUUUUGUUUUAUUUUGGUUUGUUUUUUUUUCUCUGAAAAGCGACGUGAUAUGCACUUGUUCGAUUAUCGUCUACUAGUCCUACAGUCCAACGUCAGUCUCAGUACAACUGCCCUGCCUUGCACUCACUCGCUUGACAGUCAAUACCCAUACAAGAAAGACACCUCAGAGCAGUACAUCUGCUUGUAGUUAAAGCACAUACAGAAGGCAACUUUUCACAUAGCAGAUAAGGAUAUAGAUGUUUUUCACAGAUUUCACUAAUAUAUUCAACUACAUACUGUACUUGGUUACAGGAGUACAGUCUGCACUGACAAACACACCAAUAUAUGACAUCUACUGUAGAUGACCUUAUAAAUACAGUCAUAGACCCAUGUGUGUGUCUUACACUCAUCUAUCUGACAUAUUCACUGAUCACACACCUUAAUCUUUGAUUUUUCGACAAAUAUAUAAUUGACUAUAAAUAUCAUGACUCAAGCACACAAAAUGCAUCCAAAUGCAUUUUGAGACUAAAGUAGUAGCACAGGUGAGUGUGAGGGCAUGUUAUAUGUUGUAACACAGCUCUGCUUUAACCUUUGUGUGUGACUGACUAGAUGACUAGAAACAGUAAUGAAUAAAUAAAUAAAUAAAUAAAC
This is a messenger RNA of Cynoglossus semilaevis (tongue sole), 5019 nucleotides long. It is a transcript of the gene panx2, whose product is annotated as pannexin 2. Gene Ontology annotation, molecular function: wide pore channel activity. The record is from RefSeq and is a predicted model, not a curated record. Bases 1450 to 3441 code for a protein of 663 amino acids. Gene Ontology annotation, cellular component: plasma membrane. The transcript is spliced from 5 exons. NCBI's taxonomy places the organism in Eukaryota, Metazoa, Chordata, Actinopteri, Pleuronectiformes, Cynoglossidae. Gene Ontology annotation, biological process: cell-cell signaling; monoatomic cation transport; positive regulation of interleukin-1 production.